Polyodon spathula (Mississippi paddlefish) is the source of this 2813-nucleotide messenger RNA. RefSeq names its product adenylate kinase 4, mitochondrial-like. The transcript is spliced from 6 exons. NCBI's taxonomy places the organism in Eukaryota, Metazoa, Chordata, Actinopteri, Acipenseriformes, Polyodontidae. Gene Ontology annotation, biological process: nucleobase-containing compound metabolic process. The record is from RefSeq and is a predicted model, not a curated record. The coding region runs from base 237 to 944 and encodes 235 amino acids. Gene Ontology annotation, cellular component: mitochondrion; cytoplasm. Gene Ontology annotation, molecular function: nucleoside diphosphate kinase activity; AMP kinase activity; ATP binding.
GUUACAUACUUGCACGAUGAGGUGUUAAUAAGAAGUUGUUCAGCUGCGGAGGAGCAAGAAAACUGGUACCUCACUGAGUUGGAAAGACACUGUCUUAAAGAUACAGUAAGAGGAGCAAUUUCAUCUGUGGGGAAGUGUAAUCUUUUACUUCUCGCUCUUAAUAUUUUCCAUUUGAAUGAAAAACGCCAUUUUGCAGGAAAAAACACAAGGAUUAAGAGGUCAUUUUGAAGAGCAGGAUGGCAGAUAAGUUAUUCCGAGCUGUCAUUUUGGGCCCCCCCGGCUCUGGGAAGGGGACCAUCUCUCAAAGGAUAGCUCAAUGCUUCGGCCUGCAGCAUCUGUCCAGCGGGGAUUUCUUACGAGAAAACAUCACAGCAAACACAGAGGCGGGAGCAUUGGCAAAGCGAUACAUAGAAAAAGGUCUUUUGGUGCCAGAUCAUGUUAUAACACAUUUAAUGUUAACCAGACUGGAGAAAAUAACAAGACACAGCUGGCUUCUGGAUGGUUUUCCACGCACACUCGUGCAGGCAGAAGCUCUGAACAGCACCUGCAAUGUCGAUGUCGUGAUCAGCCUGAACAUUCCCUUUGAGACCCUAAAAGAAAGGCUGAGCACACGAUGGGUCCACCCCUCUAGUGGAAGAAUGUACAACAUGGAGUUCAACCCGCCACACAUACACGGCAUUGAUGACGUCAGUGGAGAGCCCCUAGUCCAGCAUGAAGAUGAUAAACCAGAUGUCGUUGCUGCACGGCUGAGAGAGUACAAGGGCAUUGCAAAACCAGUCAUAGAUCUAUACAAGAAGGAAGGUGUUCUACACUCCGUUUCAGGGACAGAAACCAACAAGAUCUGGCCCUAUAUUUAUUCACUGCUGUGCACCAAGAUCCCUCCAGUGGACCCAGAAGAGUCACAGCACUCCUCUGUGCAGCCAAUGGGGAGCAGAUACAGAUAACGACAGGACAGUAUGUUAAAGGAAGUCUCCUACGACACCCAUAUCAUAGACAAAUCCAACAUCUGUCUUGUAGAUAAACACAGUACUGUUACUAUCAUUGUUUGUUAAAUCGUCCUCUUUAAGCGUGUAGUUGAAAUGGACCUGCUCCAGCCUUGUUUCCUGAUAAAAUGGCAUUUAAAAGAAACCAGUAUUUUAUGCAAUUGUGUAUUGCUGUGGAAUCUUAUAUUCCUCUUGCAUUACCUUUAGAAAAACUUACAUACAUACAUACAUACAUACAUACAUACAUACAUACAUACGUACAUACAUACGUACAUUCAUGCAUGCAUACACACACUAGCUUUCUAAGAAAUAAGAUGUUUUGCAGAAGUUCUUGUUGAAAUAACAAACAAAUGGUGAAAAUGACAUAUCUGCAUUUUAUUCUUUAACGAGACUUGCCAACAGUGCAGAUGCACCUGCUAUAGCUCAGCACGCAGGUACAGUGGAUAGACCAGUUCACCCUUCAGGGGAUGGCGUUACUGCAUUGUAAUGUGUUAGCUUCAUUUUCUCAAAAUCACUUGCUAGAUUUUCAUAGACCAAGCUGCUAGUCAGCUGAUCCUAGGUUGUCCACUGACCUGUUUGGUUCUUUGUAGCCACUUUGUAGGAUUCCUUCUAUGAAUAUUCUAACCGAAUGUGAAGUGCUGAGUCACUGAGCAGCCGUUAAUGUGGCAUGGUGUUACUAACAAUCUCACGUGUUUCAGACACCCUGCAAAGUUUCUAAGAUACUCGUUACAUUACCUUUGCUGUCUCCAGAGUUGUCCGUAUUGCAGCUUUAUAUUAUUUAAUACACAUCAUGAUCAUCAACUGGGCAAUACAUUUCUCAACGUUUAGUCUGGAUUGCAGUGUUUCAUAUCACUCUCCCGCCUGCAACAAUGCCUGUUUCCUCUUCCCACAAUACACUACUCAUUGAUAUCAGAGCACCGGCUUUGUUGCAGGAGGGAGCAUGAACUGGAUACACCGCAAUGUUUAGAAGUAAAACAAACCUCUUUCUCCCGGCGACCGUUUCUAAGUAAAAGUUUAAAAAAUUCCCCAGUUUAAGUUCUGUACAGAAAACAUCAAGUUUCUUAACACUGCAGCGGUUCUGGAAUUCUUUAAGGGGAUAUUGAUAACCAAAGUCUAGAAACAAGAUGCUGGAUGGGUGUCACUGUUCACAUCAGCAAUGGUUGCUUCUUCUAGAGGCAGCUUGUCAUUUUCAUUGCUUUGUUUGACAGUGCCUCGACUCCAUAACACAAAAUAUAAUAUGCACAGUAUGGGAGUAAGGUAUAUGUCGGCCUUAUUCACAUAGCUUUAACACAUUUAAUUAUUUGAAGACUGUUUAAAAGGAUUAAAUACAGUCUUGUACUUAGUCCUAACACACCUAGUCUACAGUAAAUUGUACUUGAGGUACAGUUGAAAGAAGUAAAUGUUUUUCAUGCAAUAUUUUUUUUUGAUAGCCAAAGAAAAACAGUAUAUGUCUUUAUAAAUGUGCUGAAGGAUUGUAUAACAAAUGUCGGUUUGUUUAAAUGUUUUAAUUAACCAGUAGAACAAACUUAUUAGUUUGACAUGAUGGCUUUAAUUUUUCAUAGCCAUGUGUGAAUAGGGGUCCAGUUUUAUUUAAUUUUUGUGUAUAUAUUUUAGAAUCAGUCUUUAUUUUGCAGAUGUGUAAUUUAGAAGCCCAGCACGAUAGUUCAUACUGCUCAUUGGAAACAGACAAAAUGUAAACGAUUUGUAAGCAUUCAAGAAAGCAGGUCGUGUGUCAUUAUUCCUACAAAAAAUUUGAUUUUCUGUGUGUAACAGCAUAUCUCCUUGAUCUGUAAUUGUUAGAUUAAAAUAAAACAUUGCAUACUGUGUCAC